Messenger RNA from Solanum verrucosum, 471 nucleotides. RefSeq lists its product as uncharacterized. Bases 1 to 471 code for a protein of 156 amino acids. The record is from RefSeq and is a predicted model, not a curated record. The transcript has 2 exons. Lineage: Eukaryota; Viridiplantae; Streptophyta; Magnoliopsida; Solanales; Solanaceae. Gene Ontology annotation, molecular function: nucleic acid binding; zinc ion binding.
AUGGUUGCAAAUAUGAUGAGUAGAAUGAGUUUGUUUGUUGCUGGGCUAUAUCGUCUAUCGAGUAAGGAAGGUAAGGCUGCAAUACUAAUAGGUGAUAUGGAUAUAUCAAGGUUGAUGGUCUAUGUGCAGCAGGUUGAAGAGGAGAAGUUGAGGGAGAGAGAAGAAUUUAGAAAUAAGAAGGCUAAGACGAUAGGGAAUGAGUCCGGGAAGCCAAGAAAUAAUGCGAACCGAGCUACACCUGAGCAGUCUCAAGGUAGUGUGGCACAUGGAGGUAACUGGGAUCCUGUAUGUGCUAAGUGUGGUAGAACCCACCCAGGUAAGUGUCACGAUGGCUCCACAUGUUGUUUCAAGUGUGGACAAGAGGGUGACUUCAUGAAAAAGUGCCCUAAGAACCGGCAAGGUAAUGGGAAUCAGGGAAAUAAAGCCCAAUCUUCAUCAGUUGCUCCACCAGACAGGGCUGCACCUAGAUAA